Molecule: messenger RNA, 1827 nt
Organism: Lipotes vexillifer (Yangtze River dolphin)
Lineage: Eukaryota; Metazoa; Chordata; Mammalia; Artiodactyla; Lipotidae
Gene: CUNH1orf116
Product: chromosome unknown C1orf116 homolog
Exons: 3
Coding region: 1-1827 (608 amino acids)
Cellular component (GO): cytoplasm
Source: RefSeq, a predicted model, not a curated record
AUGCCCGAGAGAGAGCUGUGGCCAGCAGGGCCUGGCUUGGAACCCGUGACCCGCAUUGGCAGCUGCGAUAGCAUGAUGAGCACCACCUCCACCCUCUCUGGAUCUAGUGACAGCAGCUACGACUUCCUGUCUGCUGAAGAGAAGGAGUGUCUGCUCUUCUUAGAGGAAACCAUUGGCUCAUUGGACACCGAGGCUGACAGUGGACUGUCCACUGACAAGUCUGGGCAAACCACAACUCCCCGAGGUCCCCGAACACUGCCCACGACCCAGCCUGCCGCCCAGGGACAUCCGAAAGAGACCGUUCAGCAAGGAACGGAGCCAAAAAGAGUGACUCCAUUCAGCUUGUCUCAUCUGCCCGAGCCUCAAAGCCUGGGCCUCAGGUCUGGCUCCUGCAGCCUUCCCAGAAAUAUCCACAUCGGCAGAAACCAAAUCCUCAGAAAAAGCACCACACAGACUAACAGCCACAUCCCAGGGGUAUCUGACGGGCUUGUCCCAGGGCCUGAGAAAGAGCAGGUGGGCCAGAGCAGGGAGCCCCCCAAGACACCAACGGGCCCCGGGGACGCUGCCCUUGAUCUGGACAGGGCCUUCAUUCCCCCACCAGAGGCCUUCCGGGACACCCAGCCAGAGCAGCGUGGGCAACACGGCCAGCCCAGACAGCCAGGGGAGCUGAGGCCCAGGCCCCAGGUCCACACAUCACUCAGCCUCCAGCAAAAAAGAGAGACCACUUCAGAGGCCAUGUCCCAGAAAGCCAAUGAGGAAGGCUCAACCGGGGAACCUGGACAACCUCGGCCUCUUCCAGCUGUGUCCUCUCAGAAUGCAAAAGAUGAAGAUGUUCCUGUCCCAUCAGAGGGGGGUCCAAAUGCCCGGCUGGCUCCCCUCACAGCCCCUAAGCCACGGAAGCUGCCAGCAAAUAUUGUUCUGAAGAGCAGCCGGGGUGGUUUCCACAGUGAUCCCCAGAACCGGCUGUCUUGCCACUCGGAGGCUGGCCCUGGAGACUCGGGCCCCACCUCGUCAUCACUGCAGGAGCAGAGGAGAGCACGCAGGGAAGCGCUGGAGAAGCUGGGGCUGCCCCAGGACCAAGAUGAGGCCAGCGCCCACUUAAGUAGGCCCUCCAUCAGGUUCAGGGAGACUCGCACUCAGGCCCCCUCCCCGGCUCCGGCUCCACCUGUGGUUCCAGCUCAGGUCUCAGCAGUGACAGGAAAGGCUCCAGCACCUGCACCAAUGCGGGGACCUUCUCCAGUGAAAGCUCCGGGUCCGGCUCCAGCUCAGCCAUCUUCUCCAGGCAACGUUUUGGUUCCCGCCCAGGAACCCACUCCAGGGAAAGUUCCAGCUGACAAAUCCAUGCCAAUUCCUAUCCCUAAGGCCCCACGGGCAAAUAGUCCCCUGACUCAGCCAAAGCCAGACUCUGGGCUGACUCUCCAGGAGAGCGGCAUCCCUGGCCUGAGACAGAUGAACUUCAAGUCCAACACGCUGGAGCGUUCAGGCGUGGGGCUGAGCAGCUACCUCUCAGCGGAGAAAGAUUGCAGCCCCAAAACCAGCACCUCUCUGGGAAAAGGCUCCUUCUUGGACAAGAUCUCACCCAACGUCUUGCGAAACUCCCGGCCGCGCCCGGCCUCCUUGGGCACCAGGAAGGACUUAGAGGGUAUCCAGGUGGGCAAGUUGGCCAACCCGGAGCAUGAGCUGGGUUCCAAGCGCCUGUCCUACCAAGGACAGAGCCGUGACAGGCUGCCUCGACCCCCCUGUGUCAGUGUCAAGAUCUCCCCAAAAGGCGUGUCUGAUGAACAAAGAAGGGAGGCUCUCAAGAAGCUGGGCCUGUUGAAGAAGUAG